AUGUCUGUGGAACUUCCGGUGUUUGACAUUUCAAAGCCUCUAAGCGAGUCAUCGCUGACGUCACUACAAGAUGCGUGUAAGGAGUGGGGUUUCUUCUACGUUACCAACCAUGGCGUCUCCGGCGAUAUGUACCAGAAACUACGACGUUUCUCCGGCGGAGUGUUCGGGCUCCGAGAUGAGGAGAAGAUGAAGAUGUGUGCCUCUAAUUACACUCCUCGUUUCAUUGCAUCUCCUUUCUUCGAAAGCCUCCGUGUCUCCGGUCCCGAUUUCUACGCUUCGGCCAAAUCUUCCGUUAAUGCCUUUUCCGAUCAAGCUAAGGAUGACGAAAACCAGUUUAAGCUCCAGCCCUCUCAAAUACAAUAUUAA
This is a messenger RNA of Arabis nemorensis, 366 nucleotides long. Lineage: Eukaryota; Viridiplantae; Streptophyta; Magnoliopsida; Brassicales; Brassicaceae. The record is from the annotation of a GenBank genome assembly.